AUGGAAUCAGUCCGCCCUCUAUAUAUUAAGGACACUCCUCCACCGCGCAAUACCGGAGCAUCAAGCACACGCGCGCCCGGCAAGCGAAAGGUGUAUGGCAAGCGACGAACUGACGCUCCAAGAGCUGUCUUUGAACAACGAAGCCCCGCAAAGACCCUGGAUGUAGCGGACAGCGAUGCUGUGCAAAAUGCCGUUAAUCUACUCCAGGCCAAGUUGGCCGAUUUUAAGAUUGACGAAACAAAAAUAACGAAAAAGGUUCAGGAAGUGUCUAAGCAGAAGGAUAUCCAUAAAGCGGCAGGAGCAGGUCUUUGCAAGAGUACCGCAAAUGAGACGCCUAUAUCAAACCCUGAGUCGCUGGGGGACACUGUCCCAGCUCAGCAACCCGUCCUGAAAGCUACCCCAAGACGCAAAAAGAAGUAUCAGACCAUGGUGGAAGUGAGAGUCACCCCGAGGGUAAUCCCUAAAGACCCGCAAAUUCCUCCUACCCUGGACAGCUGCAAAAGGAGCACAAGAAAGAUCAAACCGUUGCAAAGGCCCUCAUUUGAGUAUAUUUCAGAUGAAAAAGCAACUUCAUAUGUCCGUUCUAUACUGGACCAGACCUUGUCCCCAGCAGCAGCGCAGGGUAUUCAAAAAUUUGAUUCCUGGGCAGCGCGUGCGGGGGAGAUGCUGGAGGUCGUAAAACUGGCAGAAGGCUCAUACGGAGAGGUCUACAAGCUCAGGCUACGAGAAGACAUAUGCCAGAAGGAGAUGUCCAGCUCCAGGUUGGCGCGCCUAAGAGCGUGCGGCAAUGGCGUUUUCAAGGUUGUUCCUUUACGAGCCCAGAGCGGGCCUGGCUCGAAAAAGUUUACCAGCAUCGAGGAGAUCGUGGCAGAAGUCAAAAUGUUAAAGUACCUGGACCCUAUACCCGGGUUUGCACGCUUCAGGGAAGUCCACGUUGUCCAAGGCCGGUUUCCCGAAGCUUUCCAAAAAGCCUGGGACCACUACAGGAAAACAAAAGAUGAUUGCCUCAACCCUAACCCUUCAAGUAAACGAGCCUAUCCUGAUUCGCAAAUUUGGGCUAUUAUUGAGAUGGAUGAUGCUGGUUGUGAGCUUGAAAAGUUUUCUUGGUCAUCGAUCUUCCAAGUCUAUGAUAUAUUUUGGGGAGUUGCUAUGUCCUUGGCUCGCGCUGAAGAAUACGCUUUGUUUGAGCAUCGCGAUCUCCACCUUGGCAAUAUUUGUAUUCGAAGUACACGACCGGACGGUCUCAUGCACCCGCCGUCUGACUCGGAGAUCAUAUGCCAAGCGUACUCAAGUGGUUUUGGGCUGAGCACACUACAGACAACACUUAUUGACUAUUCGCUUUCAAGGGCGGAGCUGGUAGUCGAUGAGACGUCAGAGACGCUGGAGGUGACAUCUUCGGAUCUGGACAAGAAGCAGAUUUUUGAUGCUAUCGGCCAAGACGAAGAUGAUGCGCUCUUGAGAGACACUUAUCGACACAUGCGUGCCCAAUUAUACAAGGGCAACCCAAUUGACACUGAAAAAACACCCGAUAUUCCUGGAAUAUGGGCGGAAUAUGCACCACGAACAAACCUUAUCUGGCUCCGAUUCCUUCUUAAGAUGCUGCUGAAAAACCGGAAGCAUGAAACCUCAGAGCCCCCAUCUCAAAACCAACGGCAGCCCCUUGCGCCAUGUUCACCAAACAAGAAGAUCAAGAAGGGAGCCAAGUCUGACAAGAAGAAGCAGGACGCUAUUAAUGGAUUGCAGCUUGCCUCAGAUGCCCACUCGCAAAUAGUACAGCUGAAGCGUAUUCUUGAGGAAAGACUCCUUGCUGUUCUGGAACUCUUGGAUCUGGAACACGGGCACGAGGAUAUGUGCUGUUCUGCUGACUUGGUUGCCUUUGCUAUUGAUGCUCAGUGGCUUGAUGAGAGGGAUUUCUUCUUUGCGGAAUAG
This is a messenger RNA of Aspergillus nidulans FGSC A4, 1929 nucleotides long. RefSeq lists its product as uncharacterized. The record is from RefSeq and is a predicted model, not a curated record. The transcript has 3 exons. Gene Ontology annotation, biological process: chromatin remodeling. Gene Ontology annotation, molecular function: protein kinase activity; protein serine/threonine kinase activity. NCBI's taxonomy places the organism in Eukaryota, Fungi, Ascomycota, Eurotiomycetes, Eurotiales, Aspergillaceae. The coding region runs from base 1 to 1929 and encodes 642 amino acids.